AGGAAUGGAAUGUAAUGUCCCACACCAAUUCUUACUCUUGCUCAUUAAUGCGGCAGCAUGUUUGAGCAGGUUCUAUCCAGAAGUUUAAUACCACGAUAAUGACAGGUGAUUAUUAAAAUAUCACAGUGACUCAGCAUAGCAUUCAGCCGAGGCAGCGGCAGAGAAAGGAGGCAGCCGAGUGGAUCGCACACAUUACACGGACUCAAGCUAAGAGCGCUUUAACACUACACAGAGCGACAGCUUGGGGGGACUCCUCGUUGGGCUUUCUAUUGUAUGAACACAAACGGAGGAUUUUUUUAAAAAUGUGGACAGAAGUCGGCAAGCUCGUCCUGUUUCAUUUACUGCUUAUGGAGCUCCAUUACGCGAAAGGGACUCAUACUGAAUCGGAGUGUGAAACUGGGCAGUUUAAGUGCAAGAAUGGAAGGUGCAUCCCAGUCCCUUGGAGAUGUGAUGAUGAUGACGAUUGCUCGGACAACAGCGAUGAGGAGAACUGUCCCAAGAAGACAUGUGCAACGACAGACUUUGCCUGCAAGAACGGACAGUGUGUUCCUUCUAGGUGGCGCUGCGAUGGAGAACAGGAGUGUGCAGAUGGUUCCGAUGAGGCUGACGCAAUCUGCAGCCGACAGACCUGUCCACCGGAGAAGUUCGAUUGUGGCGGGACCACCAGCAAGUGUGUCUCGUUGUCAUGGCGAUGCGACGGUGAAGUAGACUGUGAGAAUGGCGCCGAUGAAGAGCACUGUGCCGCAGAUGCCAAGGCUUGCCCCGCCAAAGACUUUCAGUGCCGUAACGGGAAGUGUAUAGCACCCAUCUUCGUCUGUGAUGGCGACGACGACUGUGGAGAUGCCACUGAUGAAGAAAAGUGCUCGGCCCCCAGCUGUGACCAACAUGAGUUCCGCUGCAAUGACUCAGAAUGUAUCCCGGCACUUUGGAGCUGUGACGGGGACCCGGACUGCAAGGAUAAAUCUGACGAAUCCAUGGAACGCUGCAGUAGGAGGACUGAACCCCAGAAACCUCGAUGCAUGGUGAGCGAGUUCCAGUGUGGGAGCGGCGAGUGUGUCCGGAUGAACUGGAAAUGUGAUGGAGACGCAGACUGUAAGGACAAAUCGGAUGAGUCCAACUGUCCCGUGCUUACAUGUCGACCUGAUGAGUUCCAGUGCGGAGAUGGUUCUUGUAUCCACGGCACCAAACAGUGUAAUAAAGUUCAUGACUGUCCAGACUACAGUGACGAAGCUGGCUGCAUCAAUGUUACAAAGUGCGAUGGGCCAAGACACUUCCGCUGUAAGAACGGGGAGUGCAUUGACAGCAGCAAGGUGUGUAACAACGUAAAAGACUGCAAGGACUGGUCUGAUGAACCUGUGAAGGAGUGCGGCCUAAAUGAGUGUGCAGACAACAAUGGCGGCUGCUCCCACAUCUGCAGGGACCAGAGAAUUGGUUAUAUUUGUGACUGUCCCUCAGGGUACAAACUUCUGGACAAAAAGACUUGUGGUGACAUAGAUGAAUGCGAGAACCCAGACGCCUGCAGUCAAAUAUGUAUCAAUUACAAAGGGGAUUAUAAGUGUGAGUGCUAUGAAGGUUACGAGAUGGACCCUGCCUCCAAGACCUGCAAGGCUGUGGGAAAGAGUCCAUACUUAAUGUUCACCAACCGUCAUGAGAUCCGUCGUAUUGACCUGCUGAAGAGUGAAUAUACGCAAGUGGUUCCUACACUGAAGAAUGCUGUGGCACUGGAUGUGGAUGUGGCCAUCAAUAAGAUGUUCUGGUGUGAUCUAUAUCAUCGUAAAAUAUACAGCGCUUACAUCAACAAAGCCAAUGACUCUUCGCACCAGGAGACGCUCAUAGAGGCGCUCCAUUCCCCCGAGGGCCUGGCCGUUGACUGGGUCCAUAAGAACAUCUACUGGACCGACUCGGGCAACAAGAGUAUCUCCGUAGCCACAGGAGAUGGUAGUAAGAGGAAAAUGCUCAUCGUCACGGAGCUGAGCGAGCCGCGGGCUAUCGCAGUCGACCCACACCAGGGGUUUAUGUAUUGGUCUGACUGGGGAGAUCAGGCCAAGAUUGAAAAAGCUGGGAUGAAUGGAGUGGAUCGACAGGUGCUGGUGUCUGAGCACAUCGAAUGGCCCAAUGGAAUAACCCUCGACUUGUCCAAUAGGCGUCUCUAUUGGGUGGACUCCAAGCUGCAUCUGCUCUCCAGCGUGGAUUUAAACGGAGACAACCGCAGAGUUCUGUUGUCCUCCCAGCACCACUUGGGACACCCGUUUGCCCUCACGGUCUUUGAGGAUCGCAUAUACUGGACCGAUCUGGAGGAUGAAGCAAUAUACAGCGCCAACCGCCUGACAGGGAAUGAUGUGGCAAAGGUAGCUGAGCAUCUUAAUAACCCUCUGGACCUGGUGGUGUUCCAUGAACGGAGGCAACCUAAAGCCCCUGAUACCUGUAACAUGGGAAGUCUGCCCAAUGGUGGCUGUGAGUACCUAUGUUUAAAGGCACCUCAGAUCACAGACCACUCCCCCAAAUAUACCUGUGCCUGUCCCGAUGGCAUGGAGCUGGGACCUGAUAUGAGGCGCUGUGCCACAAUCCGAGCAAGAACAACCACAACAGCAGUUCCAACCACCACCACCACCACCACCACCACCCCCACCACGACAACAGCGACCACAACCACCACAGCGAGCACAACAACACAACCUACACAUCAUCCGACAACAGCGGUUCCAACAACCACAACAACCACCAGCACUACUUCUGCUUCCACCACAACCACAACCAGGCAUCUUGAACCAACCAAACCCACCCAGAACCUCAGGUCCACUUCCACAAGUACACAGACGACCAGGUUCAGCAGCACCAGUCAGACAUCGACACCGACUCGCACGCCCUUACUGGGCCCAGUGGCUCCCAGCAGCAUUCAGAGAGAGAGCAACGGCAACCUAUCCCACAGAGCUGCGAGUGAUCACUACCUCAUAGGCAACAACAUCACAGUAGCUGUCUUGGGGAUAGUCAUUCCUAUCGUCCCUAUCCUUGCCACAGUGGUCAUUGGGUUGCUUUGCUCCGGCGCAUACCUGGUGUGGCGAAACUGGCGGCGUAAGAACACCAAAAGCAUGAACUUCGACAACCCUGUUUACCGCAAGACCACAGAAGACGACGACGACGAAAUCCACAUCGGCCGACACAGCGAGUCCAUCGGUCACGUCUACCCGGCAGUGAGUGGCAGCCACAGUCAGCCGUUCAUAGCGCUUCCUCUAGGGGGCGGCAUUAGCGACAACAACUCUCAUUGGUACUCAGGGGCGCCAAUGUUAUCCAGCGGUAAAUGAGAGACAGAACAAUCAGAAAAGUCCAGUUGUUGUCUACGUGCACACAACAACACACUCACACAUCCAGUUUGCAGUAAUAACUGAAAACACACAAAGCCCUGCACCAUGCUACCAUUCCUCGACCCACCAUGAUCAUAUAGUACACACAUUUAUCAAUUAUGCAUUUUUUGAUAUCAUACUUCCAUUCCAAUUUUUGUACUGGUAGUUUUCCUAUGUGUAUAGGUGUUCUGUGAAUACAUAAUAUUCUUUUUUUUACUGUCAAGGUCCGUGUUAUGAAACGAAUCAUCGUCACUGACGCACAUCACAGAACUGACGUUUUAUUUUAUUCAUAUAAGUGAUUACUGCAAUAGAAAAAACACUGGGACCCUUGUCAGUGAGCACUGGUGACUCAGAGAUUUUUAUAUGCAAUGUCGCGUCAUUAAGACUCAUUGCCUCCGCAGCGCUAGCUAAUAUUGAUUCACUGGUGGUAGAGCUCCGUAGGUCACCAAAGAAAGCCCACAGGAUAGCACAAUUGUUUUUUUUUAGGUUAUUUAUGCAAUGCCGCUAUCAGAACCAGAAAAACUUCUGGUUCCAGGGUUGGCACUCCCUAACUACAGAAUACACGAUAUGCGUAGGUGGACCCCGUUUUACGCAAAUGCACCGAGGAUGUGCAUCACUGCUGUGAGGCGUUGAGCUCCAAGUUAAAAAGAGGAAAUAAUCUGACACCACACUCAUUGCCAUCGUGUUUGGCAGCCUUGCAGCAAAAUAAGAUUAAAAAAAAAAAAAGCUAGAAUUCACCCACUUUUGUCAACGCCAGCAGGGUGUGGCUGAGAUCCCAUCCACACACAGUUUAUUUUAUUUUAUGUAUGCUUCUGUGUAUUUCUAUUACUCCAAAACAUGUAUCCCAGUAACUGUAGGCUCAAGUGAAACAGCCUUGAAUGGGUCGGUUAGGUCCUAGAGAUGCGGUGACCACAGCUACCAUGGGGGCGGGGGGGGUCCAAAUAACAUUCUGCUUAAGGCACCAAGUCCAGGUUUGGAGAGUGACAACUGCCAUAAGAAACGAUGCGUUCAAAGUCCAAAAAGGAAGCACAAUCAUUGGAAACAUUGAUUCCAUAUCAUUUUGUUGUCAGUGUUGGAGAGCACGUAGAGAUGGGCAUCCAAAAAGAACAAUAGGGGAGGAAUGGGAUGUGGGGGGGGGGGGGGGGGGUCCUAUCUCUUUGAUCAGUUGGCAUGGUAACCCAGAUUUCUUUGUACCGCUCCAAUGGGGAAGGCGGCACACAAUUUUGGAUAUAUUGGCAUGAUGACAAGCUGAAGACAGGUGCAUGAACGUGUCAUUUUUAAAGGGAAUUAAAAAUUGCUUUUGGUAUUUUGGUAAGGAGGUGAGGGGGAGUUUAGGUUUUUUUUUUUUUCUUCCUUGUGGCAAAGCAUUUGCAGCCAAAGGCAAGCACAAAGCAUCCCUCAAACAGAAAAGGUUGGAGCUAAAUGUUAGAAAUCAAUGGCUGAAGCAUUUAUUUUUGUUGUUUUUGUCCAUCAUUUUCUAAUUUGCAUUGGUAACAUGUUUUAUCUGCUGUUUCCAGCUAGUGGCACUCAGUCUGGAGGACGAUGGCUAUCCCUGAAGAAGGGAUACGGCCUGUGUGCCUUCGUUCUCACCUUGACCCCUCCUCCCUCCGUCCCUCCACAUCCAUACCUCCACAAUGAGGCCUGGCUCGGCGCGGAGGAGACACUCCUCCUGUUGCUUCCUUUUUAAAGGAGCAGGGAUGACACGUGCAACCCGUAUAUCCCCGCCUUUAUCCCAUAGAUCUCACACUGUAGUCUACUACCACUAGCUGCUACUACAUUCUCUAAUUCUAGUGUGUAGUAGCCUGUUCUCCUCCUCUCUCUCUCUCUCUCUCUCGGUAGUGAGUGCAUUAACAUGCUGCUCUUCUCAAACUAACCUCAUUGAGCUCAUUAAGAGAGAGAGAGUCAUCAUGCAUUCUUAAUUCUUCAUGUUUUAUUUAUUUUCAUGUUUGCUGGUGUAAAUAUGUAACCAGUACAUCCAGACAGAUUUUUACUCCGCUCAAAUGACACUGAGUAUUCGGAAAAGACAAUUUUUUCCUUAUUCUGCUUAAAUGUUUAUCUGUAACAUUCUUCGGAGGAGGUUUUUUUUUAAACUUUUCCCUCCCCAGCCGUUCCCAUCUGCCUCUGCCGUGCAUAUUGUUCUGAGGUAAGCAAAGGAGGCUGUGAACAUGACAAGGUAGGGAUUGGUGUGGACGUUUGGAGGUGAUUUGAGGGUGGAAGAGUAAGAAAGGAGCUUUUUUUUUUUGAUGUGACUACAAGGAUUUAUUCCACCAGAGGGUAGCGCUUCAAGGCGAAACGCAGCAAGGCGGAAAAUAACAAUUAUGAGUAAUCCUCUGUGUUGGCAUCAGAGGUAUGCGUACUGGUUACGAUGAACUUGAAUGAGUUUGUUUGCUUAUUCUCAGUCAGUGUUUUAGAUACCUUUUGUGUGCUUGUCGCUGCUGCUGCUACUGUAGAUGAUGGUUCAAGCCCGGGGCUGGAUAAAGGGGACAGUCGAUCAGUCAUUGUAUCCCGAUGAAAUUAGAUAUAUUUUAGUAUCUGGACAGAAUGCUGACUACAGGUGGCCAUGGGGUUAUGUCUCUCGAAGGUUAUGUCUCGCGGGCCUUUCUACUGUCUUUUCUUUUCUUGUAACAGUGCACAGAAUCCAUGAACCCUUCAGCAUUGAAUAAUCCUAAUCCUUCAUGAAUGCCACAACACUCGGUUGGGAUCAAAAGUGCGGCCAAUGUCAGUGGAGGUUUCUUUUCUCUCUGAGCUUUUCGUGAUGUUCAUUUCCGCGGCAAUGGGUUUCCUUUUCUUUGGCGCACUGCCGCUCAGGAGACAUAAUGGAGACUAAAAAGUUAAUAAGUAUUAGUGUCAAGAUGCUGUCUUAUCCAAAAAAAUACAAUACAAAAUACAAAAUAUACGCGAGGACAAACAGACUUACGCUAUGUACGCUCAUGUUUAUGCUAAAAGGACUACAGUUCCCAUGGUGCUGCACUGCUUGACCAGGAAGUAUUGAGUUUCGAGAAAGGAUGCCACUAUCACAUGUUUUGUAUUCUGACAAAUCUGAAGUAACUUUGUCGAAAUGUAGGAUUACUACAAAAACAGCCACACGCAGUGACGCCGGGAACGCCGAGUGCAUUUAGCAUUGCAAUGUUUGUAGUGUGCGUAAAGCGCUUCAUGUGCGAAUGUGAGUGUGAAUGGUUGUUUGUCUAUAUGUGCCCUGUGAUUGGCUGGCGACCAGUCCAGGGUGUACCCUGCCUCUCGCCCGAAGACAGCUGGGAUAGGCUCCAGCAUCUCCUGCGACCCUCGUUAGGAUAAGCAGUAGAAAAUGAAUGAAUGAAUGAGUAGCGAUGCCAUAGUUCACAGUCGCGAGACGGCGAGAAAUAUCACCCCUACUGGUGACACCAUGACAGAGUCUCGCAUUUAUGUACAAAAAAAUCAGUGUUUGAUUCCUUCAAGGGAAACAUUGUAACACCAAGGAUUGACCACCUGUAAAGGAAAAUGUAACAAUGUUAUAAGUCAUUUUAAAUCUACAUAUGAGAAGAAAGGGAUAAUCAAGUUUUAUUGUUUUUUCAGUUGGAACAUUUGGUUUCAUACAUUGGUGGUAAACCAUUGGAAAGCAUUUUUUUUUCUUGCUUUUGCGUGCUGCAGAAAUGUUCCAGACCCACUGGAUGGGCUUAAAUGCCCAGUGAAUAUUGCAGUAAUUGGCCAGAUGACUUUGUAAUGGUGAUGCACUUUAAACCACCAGAGCAAGUAAACAUGAUAGCCGUUGAUAUGGCACAUUAACACUUCUACCUAGUGCAUGCUUUUAUAUGGGGAACUGACAUGAUUGCAUGUUAAAUAUUAUGCUUAAUUCAAUUAAAUAUGAAGCAUCAGGCAGGACAACACCACAUUUUGUUGAAUAUGAUUUUUUUUUUUUAUUGAUUGUGCUGUGGAGUUUGCAUGUUCUCCUUGUGCAUGCGUGGGUUCCAAAAAUAUGCUAGGUUAAUUGGCGACUCCAAAAUUGUCCAUAGGUAUGAAUGUGAGUGUGAAUGGUUGUUUGUCUAUAUGUGCCCUGUGAUUGGCUGGCCACCAGUCCAGGGUGUACCCCGCCUCUCGCCCGACGACAGCUGGGAUAGGCUCCAGCACUCUGCGAACCCCAUGAGGAUAAGCAGUAGAAAAUGAAUGAAUGAAUGAUUGUUCCGUAUGUAGAUGUGACAUGAAUGGACCAGUUCAUUUUACAGUACUGGGGAGGUGUUGGUAAGUUACACUAAAAGGUACUCAUCAGUAUUUAUUAGUAAUUGAUCCUCAUGUCUCAACACCACAGAAUUGGUACACCCAUCAAUAAUUUUAAGUGCUAUCUUGAAGAUAUGUGCUGAGUUGAACGGACCUAAGAAACCAAAUUCUAAAAUUGGUCAUGACUUUUGCUCCCUGUCCAACCCCCCCUCGGUUUGUUUUUCUUGUAGUACUCUUUGCACUCCCCAAGUUGGUCUUCCAGAUCGCCGCAUAAGCAGAUAAUUGAAUUUCUUACCCCACCGGAUGCUUUCUAACACCAGUGACACCUUUACCACAUCUUAACUGCAUGCACUCCAUCACUAAAGAGUAACACCACAGCAACAUCAGCAUCUUUUCUUGUAUUCCCGUGUCUUGUUUCUGUGGUUGUGAUGCGCCUGUAUUUUAGUGCCCCCCUCCCCAUCAUCUCUCUCGCUAUCCCAUUUUCAUCCGAGCAUCGCCAUCUUUUCUUUGCAAGGGCUAUCACUAUGAUGAAGGUAAACACACACACUAGAAGACCACAUGAAAAGUGUCAGGAAGACACUUUCCCAAGGAGGAAGCACUUAAAAAGGAUGCUGGCACAAAAGAAGUCGCCCCCUCGCCUGCAUUUUGGAUCAUGAAAUGACCUCUGUAUCUUAACCAACUGAAUUCUCCUAUUUUUUUUCCUUUCCAUGUAAAAUGUUUUCUUUCUGACUGUUGUUUUUUUUCUCCCUAUAUGGAAAUGACGUCAUGUUAUGGAUAAUUGUAACGUUUAGUUUUUUUUCAUCAUCUGCAAAAUGAACACAAAACAAUGGGGGUUCCAUCCAUUCCACAGCCAUACAGUCGACAUUUUUUAUGCUGUUUGUUGCACAAAAAACUUUUUCAAGAAGCCUUCUGCACUGUGUAAAGAGAUAAUGCUCUUAGGAGGGGAGGGGGGGAAAGGUGAAUCGGUCCGGUGGUACAGUCCAAUGGUUUUGAAUUAUGACUUGUAAAUACUUUUCAUACAACUUUUUGAUAGUGUUUUAAAUGUAUCUGUAAAGAAAACAUGUACAUAAACCACUGGGGUGAAAAAAAAAAAAACGAGUGUAGACUAUAUGAAAUUAUUUGUACACAAGAACACUGGAUUUCUUUACUACUUGAUUGUAACUAAAAUUAAUAAUCUGCCAAAGUGUUUUUAUUUGACUUUUACCUGUUGUCUGUUCCAUUUGUUUGCUUUUUAACAGAAUUGCAGAGUUUUAUGUUCAUAUACUGUAUUUAAUUCUGUUGAAUAGAUUUUGUUGUUGUGUGGGUGUAUUUUUUUU
Messenger RNA from Doryrhamphus excisus (bluestripe pipefish), 8848 nucleotides. RefSeq names its product low density lipoprotein receptor-related protein 8, apolipoprotein e receptor (gene lrp8). NCBI's taxonomy places the organism in Eukaryota, Metazoa, Chordata, Actinopteri, Syngnathiformes, Syngnathidae. Gene Ontology annotation, molecular function: calcium ion binding; hormone binding; protein binding. The record is from RefSeq and is a predicted model, not a curated record. Gene Ontology annotation, biological process: receptor-mediated endocytosis. Gene Ontology annotation, cellular component: apical plasma membrane; signaling receptor complex; plasma membrane.